Strongylocentrotus purpuratus (purple sea urchin) is the source of this 696-nucleotide messenger RNA. Its product is annotated as contactin-associated protein 1-like. The coding region runs from base 1 to 696 and encodes 231 amino acids. Gene Ontology annotation, molecular function: signaling receptor activity. The record is from RefSeq and is a predicted model, not a curated record. Lineage: Eukaryota; Metazoa; Echinodermata; Echinoidea; Camarodonta; Strongylocentrotidae. The transcript is spliced from 7 exons.
AUGCGCAGAGCGUGGCCUGUGGACGAACGUACCUUUGAUACGAGUUCUUACUGGAUUGGGUUCAAUGACCUCGAUGGAAAGGGAACUUGGGCCUGGACUGAUGGCUCAGUUACAUCAUAUACCAACUGGUAUUCUGGAGAACCAUCUGGUGGAUCUGAACAUUGUGGUGUAUUACGAUUGAGUUCAGACGGCACAUGGUAUGAUGCAAGCUGCUCGUCAACAUACGGCUACAUCUGUAAAUACCCGCUAAACACCAUUUCCUGUGCUGAAUGGAAGCGUAAAGGCUAUACAUCUAAUGUAUACUACACAAUAGAUCCUGAUGGGAGAAAUAAUGGAGUCGAUCCAUACAAAGUAUACUGUGAUAUGACUACGGAUGCUAGCACAGGUAUUACGACGUUCGAGCACCAGGAGGCGAAUCGAUCUUUAGUAGCAGGUGCACAAGUGGCUUUUAGUUUCAUCCGAAACAUUACCUAUGGUGCCAAGUCGGUUGAUCAAGUGGCUACCGGUGCCGAUAUCAGCGGGGAGUGCUACCAAUAUAUCAAGUACGAAUGCCAUCAUUUCCAAAUGACUGGCUCUACUGCUUGGUAUGACAGAGACGGAAAACAAAAGAACUACUGGGGUGGAGCCACGGUAGACAGCGGACAGUGCGCUUGUGGAAUCUCAGCCCUCGACAAAGCAGUAUUCGCAAUAGUGUAA